Penicillium robsamsonii is the source of this 435-nucleotide messenger RNA. RefSeq lists its product as uncharacterized. The record is from RefSeq and is a predicted model, not a curated record. Lineage: Eukaryota; Fungi; Ascomycota; Eurotiomycetes; Eurotiales; Aspergillaceae. The coding region runs from base 1 to 435 and encodes 144 amino acids. The transcript has a single exon.
AUGGGACAGAACAGUGUAUUCAUCGUACCCUCUGAAGGUAUGAGGGGGGUUGACAAUGACACCUGGCUCAAUGUAGGCCCGCCUGAGUUCUUGGAGGAUCCGGACAACGAUGAAGCUCACUGGAUCACCGUGAUCCUUUCUGCAGAAAUGAACGACACCUAUACCGAUGAAGCUAUCAUGACUCAUGCGCAUCAGAUCAUCCGAGACCGACAAGCCAUCGUAAGUGAUGUGGCACAGCAUAACCUGGGGGUAAGUUGCAUCUCGAUCCCGGUCCCGGUUGAUGCUAAAACAGAGGCAAUGUGGUCUCGCGCCGAGGUCGAUGUGAGAAAGUGGCUCGAAAUGAUUCGUACUGGGAUGGUUAUUCUUAACCGGGAUGUGAUUUUUCAAGCGUCCCGGGGGCUACUGUGCCGUAGCACCCUAGAGAGAGGGGGAUAG